CUUUGUUUCACUAUGAAUAACUUACACAUUUUAUAUCUUCGUGUAUGAAAAAAUUCUGCUGCAGAACUACCAGCUAUCUCUAUUUCUGUAUGGCCCUCUUACCCUGUCUUCAUCAAAGGAGAGAAUAUCACUAUAAUGUGUUCCAUUGAUCCGGAAAUCACUGCAAUGAGGGGCGUCCAGUACUUUAAGGAGGGUAAAGAAAUUGCAACAGAAUUGCAAGAAAAUACAGCCAAAUAUUUUAUAUUUGCAUCAGACAAGGAAUCAUCUGGUAACUACUACUGUGCAAUUUGGGUUGAAUUACCCCAUAAUCAGAAAAUUAUGUUGCAAAGUGAUAGACUUGCAGUCAGAGUGACAGACCCCCUUCCAGCUCCAUACAUCUCGUACACAUCCACGAGGGAUGGUAUCACUGUGACAUGUUCUGUUGCCAGUUCAAAAACUGUAACGAGGAAAUUCCAGUAUUUACAGAAUGGAAAAGAGAUGCACAUAAUAAACUUAAAUGGUAACGUAGCCACAUACAUGAUUUACCAAUCUGCCAAGGAAGCUGCUGGGAUAUAUUCUUGUCGAUACUGGGAAGAAAAACAUGGAAGGCAGAUCUCCUCAUUGAUCAGUAAUAGUGUAGACAUUACAUUAUUGGGAUCUACAUCAGUUGACCUUGUUUUGCAGACAUCCAUUAAGAAACCAUUUAUGUUCACAUCAUCUCCCCCUCUGACAUCUCAAGGAUCUACAACAGUCGACUUUGUUUCACAAACAUCUAUUAGGAAACAAUUGAAAUUCACAUCAUCUCCCCCUCUGACAUCUCAAGGCUCAGUGGAACCUUGGAUAUAUUACUUUAUUGGAGGCUGCCUCUUCUUUGGCUUGAUGAGUAUUAUUUUGUUUUUUCUACUUCGGGCUUACAGGAGACAUAACCAUCCACAAACAACCCUUACAACCACGGAUAAUAUGGAUCUGCAAAAUACAAUGAUAGUACCUUACCCACCGGCCAUACCAUUACUGGUCAGAGAGGAGAUGGAAAAUCAGCCUGUGUAUGAGGAAAUUGACCAGCUCCAACCUCCUGUGAAGAAUACUACAUCUACACCAAAACCUUCUAUCUCCAAUGAUUUUUCAAACUCAGGACAAACAAUAUAUUCUAAAGCACAAUCACCACCUCGCCUUCCGCCAGUUUAUUAUGCAAUGUUCCCAAAACCAGCACAGACAUGA
Spea bombifrons (plains spadefoot toad) is the source of this 1197-nucleotide messenger RNA. RefSeq lists its product as uncharacterized. The coding region runs from base 136 to 1197 and encodes 353 amino acids. NCBI's taxonomy places the organism in Eukaryota, Metazoa, Chordata, Amphibia, Anura, Pelobatidae. The transcript has 7 exons. The record is from RefSeq and is a predicted model, not a curated record.